Molecule: messenger RNA, 2139 nt
Organism: Epinephelus fuscoguttatus (brown-marbled grouper)
Lineage: Eukaryota; Metazoa; Chordata; Actinopteri; Perciformes; Serranidae
Product: fibroblast growth factor 12-like
Exons: 5
Coding region: 274-1038 (254 amino acids)
Biological process (GO): fibroblast growth factor receptor signaling pathway; positive regulation of cell population proliferation; regulation of cell migration
Cellular component (GO): cytoplasm
Molecular function (GO): fibroblast growth factor receptor binding; growth factor activity
Source: RefSeq, a predicted model, not a curated record
UAUUCAGUUUUGAAGCAUUCAAUGAUCUUUGACGUAUCUUGUAAAACUAUGGACAUGUAAAUCUCUGCUUCUCAAAGUGGAUCUGAAAUGUUUUGAAUCAGUUUCUAAUCAUGGAGCGACCAAAAGUAAGAGCGGACUGAUCAGACACUUGGUGGAUUCUACCCUUCAGACAUGUCCCCCGUUUCGGACUAAAAAGCAUUCGUCCUCAGACUCAGACACUCAGAGCAGGAGCGGAUAUUUGUUCCCCGGUGGCUCCGUCCACCUCUCAGGGAGAUGGCAGCGGCCAUCGCCAGCUCCCUGAUCCGUCAGAAGCGUCAGGCCCGUGAGUCCAACAGCGACAAGGUUGCCACCAACAAGAGACGCACAAGUCCCAGUAAAGACCCGAGGUCUCUGUGUGAGAGACACAUCUUCAGCGUCUUCAGCAAAGUUCGCUUCUGCAGCGGGAAGAAAAGACCCGUGCGACGGAAACCAGAGCCGCAGCUGAAGGGCAUCGUGACGCGUCUCUUCAGUGAGCAGGGCUUCUUCCUGCAGAUGCAGCCUGAUGGAGCCAUCAGUGGAAACAAGGACGAGAACAGCGACUACACUCUGUUUAACCUGAUCCCAGUAGGUUUGAGGGUUGUGGCCAUCCAGGGAGUGAAGGCUGGACUCUACGUGGCCAUGAACGCAGAGGGAUUCCUCUAUACAUCAGAUGUGUUCACAGCAGAGUGUAAGUUCAAGGAGUCGGUGUUUGAGAACUACUACGUCAUCUACUCGUCCACGCUGUACCGACAGCACGAGUCGGGCCGGGCCUGGUUCCUGGGCCUCAACAAGGACGGCAUCAUCAUGAAGGGGAACCGCGUGAAGAAGACCAAACCCUGCUCACACUUCGUCCCCAGACCCAUUGAAGUCUGUAUGUAUAAGGAGCCGUCGCUGCACGAGCUCGAGGAGAAGCUGCUGAAGUCCUCGCGGAGCCCGACGAUUAACAGCGUGGAGCGGAGGGCUCUGGGGAACCAGGAGGAGGAGCAGCAGGAGGACUGCACAGAGCAGGACGGAUCAUAGCCUGCAGCGCCCCCCACAGGAGGAGCAGGAGGAGGAGGAGGAGGAGGAGGAGGAGGAGGAGGCGAACUCCCAUUUUAACACUCCCUUUGUUCAGCAACAAAAGCAACUACAACCACACCAACGACAACAACAACCGCCACGAUGACGACGACGACGACGGCGACAACAACGAAAACAAAGAAAAAAAAGAAGCUUAAAAAAAAAAAAAAACGGGGAAAAAUCUUCUUGCUCAUGUUGAAAUAUUUGAAAUCUGCCGGGGGAGGGCGAGGGGGAGGGGCUUGUUUGAAAAUGGGAAAAAAAAAAAAAAAAAAUCAGGACUUUGAUGAUGAUGAGUUACAUUUUAUGCAAAAAGCCCUGCUGAUACGGCGCCUGGAGGCGAGCACACCUACUCUUCAUCGCCACGUUGUAAUCAUCAUCAUCAUUACUGUCACGACGAUGACGAGAUGUUUCCCGAGUUGAGCGAGCGCUGAGAACUCUGAAGCUUUAAGCCAUGUAGAAACUUCACUUCCUUUCAUUUCUUGAUGAAUGCAAAAACUUUCGCACUUUCAACACGCCGCGCUUCUUCUUCUUCUUCUUCCUCUCCGUGAUGUUCCGUCCAAUCAGAGAGGAGGUUUUUUUUCUGUUUUGUGCCACAUCCUGUUUGUUUCUCGGGGUCGGGGAGUCGUGGGAUUUGUUGCAGACACUGCCGAUAAAAAGCUUCAGAGGAGAAGGAAGGACUUCCUGUUGUGUUGGGACCGGACCGAUGGCGUCUGUCAGGUGAUCUGCGCCGUGCUUGUGGUAUCGACGCUUCGAUCAGAGCGACCUGCUGGUGUCUGGAGACUUCCUGCUGCAGAUUACUGACAGUUUGUCUGGUGUCUGACGCAGCGUCCUGGUGUCUCUGCAGAUUUAUUCAGCGUGAGCUUCACAUUCCUACACGUUUAAGAACAUCUGUCAGUUUUUAUGUUGAUUUCCUUCCAGACAGAAAUCACUUCCUGUGGAAAUCAAUGUCAGAGAUGUGAGAUUUACUGCAGAGAGAUGAUCCGUCCGAAGAGUCGACUUUUAAAAAGUAGAAUGAAAUCAGACGAUCCUCAAAAACACUGAACAAAAAAAAAAAAAAGACAA